Molecule: messenger RNA, 1896 nt
Organism: Knipowitschia caucasica
Lineage: Eukaryota; Metazoa; Chordata; Actinopteri; Gobiiformes; Gobiidae
Source: the annotation of a GenBank genome assembly
AUGACCCAACUGGGCCAAGACCUGCCAAAAGUAAGGGACGCCAAAUUCUUCUCCACGCUUGACAUUGCUUCGGGUUUCUGGACAAUACCGGUACACCCGCAGGACCAACACAAGCUGGCCUUCAGCUUUGCCAAUAAACAAUACACGUUCACACGCUGCCCUUUUGGCCUCUCAAACUCACCGGCAGAGUUCAACAUCUUCUUGAACAAAGCCUGCCCGGAUGCAGCCAGCAGAGGCACUUUGAUCUACGUAGAUGACGUCCUUCUGAGAACCACUACCUUCGAGGAACACCUGGUGGAAAUUGACCACGUCCUGGAUCAGCUCACUUCGGCUGGAGCGAAAGUGUCGCUACAUAAAUGCCAAUGGUGCCGCACCAAGGUAAACUAUGUAGGCCUCCUAGUCGGGCCCCGGGGCGUGGAACCACAGGUUAGCAGGACCCAAGGCCUGUCAAACUUAAAAACGCCCACAAACGUCUCAGAACUACGCAGCUUAUUAGGGGUAUGUAACUACUCCCGCCAGUUUGUGGAACACUACGCCGAGAUAGCAAAACCCCUGACGAACCUAGUGAAAAAGGACACCCCUUUCGUCUGGGAAGACAGUCACGACAAGGCCAUGAAGACCCUCAUUAAACGAUUGACCGAAGCCCCAUGCCUGGCGUACCCGAACCCAGACAAACCAUUCUUUCUGGAAAUCGGGUUCUCCGAGCACAGCCUCAGCGCUGGCCUAUACCAAACCCACGACUCCGACAAAAGAGUCGUAGCCUACGCCAGCAAAACGAUGGCCGCACCCGAGACCAAAUACUCUGACUGCGAAAAAUCCCUAUUGGCCACCGUCUGGGCGGUGAAACACUUCUCAAACUACAUAGGCAACCAAAAGGUGGUCGUUAAUACGAACCACCAACCGGUAACAUUUCUUGCCAGCCAAAGAAUCAGAGAUGGAGUGGUCACAAACGCUAGAGUGGUCACCUGGCUGAUGGCACUACAAAGCUUCGACCUCCAGGUGUCAUACGCACAGAAACACAAGUCGUAUCUCGGUAUGGGACUGGCCGAAUGCCAAGACUGCAACGUGGACACACCGGCCGGGACCAAAAUGGAACUACAACCCACCCCACCCGAACCGCACCAGCACUGUUACUUUGACCAGAAUUUGGCGACAAGCUCUCACCCCCACAACAAUUUCUCCUGGGACCCCAAACUUUGCAAUAUGCGGAAAUCGCAUAUACUGAUCUUGCUACAACACGCUGUGCGGUACGGAAUCAACACCAUGGUGAUCUGCACGGAUUCCAACUAUGCCCGCCUCAGCUUCUCCUGCCACCUGCCUCUGUGGAGGAAAAAUGACUACAUCACCUCCAACAAGAAGCCAGUCAAGCAUAGACAAUUGUUCAUGUCCUGUGACAAGAUAGUCACAGAACACGACAUGCAGAUCUACUGGAAAAAGGUCCGAGGCCACUCACGCGAGCCCGGCAUGGACAAGGAACUAAACGACAUGGCCGACAGCCUGGCCAAACAAGGCGCCAAGAAUGGCGCGGAGUGGCAAUUCCAAGAACAGAGACAGGAAACACCCACCCCAGAACAACCCGCCCCCACAAUCUGCGCGAUCACGAGGGCAAACGCCGCUAGAACGGACCCGGCACCCGACGCCACGCCCACACACACAACCCCCGACUUUGACAGGUCCGACCUAUUCCAACCAACAAGACCACUACACCGGGCCCCCCUACAGUCCAGAGGCAUAUCCUUCCCUUGGUCGGACCUCCAGAUCGACUGGGUGGGCCCCUUAACUAAGUCUACCCGAGGCAACAAAUACACCCUCAUGGUCACCUGCGCGUUCACCAAAUGGGUCGAAGAGGCCUACCAGCCCCAAACGACACAGCGCAAACGACGGCCUGCCUACUGA